Laetiporus sulphureus 93-53 is the source of this 471-nucleotide messenger RNA. RefSeq lists its product as uncharacterized. The transcript has 7 exons. The record is from RefSeq and is a predicted model, not a curated record. NCBI's taxonomy places the organism in Eukaryota, Fungi, Basidiomycota, Agaricomycetes, Polyporales, Laetiporaceae. Bases 1 to 471 code for a protein of 156 amino acids.
AUGUCGGUACAGUACAUAAGUUUUACGUUGGCAUUUGCGAUCAAAGACAAAGAUCGUGAAUCGCCUACAGGGACUCAUGACAGGCGCCUUGAAGCAAAGGAAUCGGUGGCCCGUCCUAGUCGGCAUUCAUUCGCAAAGAAGUACGGGGAGAGAAGCAAGGUCGUGACAGAUGAGAAUGCACUGAACGUGCUCGGAGAUCGAUGGGUCGAGCGAAGCCGUGACCGAUCGCCGCCUUGGAUCUCCAGCCUUGUCACGUUCAUCGACCAUUUUCGAGGGACCAAGAGGAGCUGCAAAUUCUGGGAGUUGGCGAGUGCAACGCGGCCGUACAAGCGAACGCGACAUCGUUUGGUCCAAGCACUGCAGACGAGACAGCGAGCGGCCAAGGCCGAGGGAUUCGCAUCUUCUGCUGACCUAAACGCAAAUGUGAAUGAGACACAUCAGCAUGAGCGAACAAAGAAAAAAAGAGAAUAG